GCCAGUCUCUUUGUACCUCCACAGGACCCCACCAAACCUCUACAUCCCCACAGGACCGCCCUUCAUAGGACCCCGCUGAACCUCUCAGUACCUCCAUACAGUACCUCCAUAGGACCCUGCUCCUCCAUUCCAGGACCCCACAGCGCUGGUCUCUAUGCCCUACCCCCCUCCCCAGUCUCAGGGCCUCACCUCCCCAGUUAUUCCCGCUUUUACGGUUUUGGGACCCACUGGGCCUACUCCUCCCCUCUCCAACAUGCAUCUUGUUCUCUCCUCCUGUGUCCCUCCCUCUCAGCACAGACCCCCAGGGGGUGGAGACUGAGGCCUGAGCCUUGGGUGUGGUGAAGCCAGGUCAAGGAGCAAGAUGGUGGAGGGUUGGUGCUAGGAGCCAGGGCUGGGGACAGCAGACAGCGGAGGCUUCUGACUGGGAUGCUGAUGUGGAGGGCAGUGGCCACAGGAGUAGUGAGGAGCAUGUUGCUCACAGGGGCCAGCCAUCGGGCAACAGUCUGGUUAGUGGCUGGAAGGUGGCCUAACUUGCUGCCUGCCAUCUGACCAAGGGGCCCUGGGAGCCUUGGGGACCCUACCCCACCUGAUCCUGAUCCUUCCCCUAGAGCCUCAGAGGUGAAGACCCACAGCCUGCUGAGGGUCAAGAUGGACAGCAAGCAGCUGUGGGCACAGCAGUCACAGCCCACUCAAGAGCAUAGGCAGCCCUUUCCCCCUGGGGGCCAGUCUAGGACCAGGGGCCAACCGGGUGCCCAGAGCAGUAACCAGCAUGGAUUGCAAACGCAGGACUGGGUGUGUGAGCCACAGGAGCACAGGCGCCCACGCCGCCACUGGAGCAUCAGCAUCGAUGAGCGCCGGCGGCUGGCCAUGCUGGGCACCCCCUCCCAAGACAGGGACAUCACGCAGAUGGUGGCAGAGCUGGUGUCUGAGGAUGUGGACAAGGAUGUGCUCCUCGCACAGCCACCCAGGUCUGCUGAGUCCACUAAUGCCUUCUACGACUUCCUGGCCCGGAGCACGCCCUUCUGGCAGAGUGCGACUUUGAAGAGCCAAGCCUCGGGGUCUCCCAGCUCCUAGGAGCUCUCGGACCUCAGCUUUCCAGAGCUUCUCCGUGGGGAGGUUUUGGGGGAGACCUCUGUGUCCUUGUGUCUCACCAGGGAGAAAACAGGCCUCAAAGUACUGCCUGCCUGGGGCUGCUGGGAGGUGUGGCGGCUGCCGGGGAGGGGUCCUGCCCCAGCCUCCUCCACCUGGAAGGUGAGGGGCAGAGGGUCCUGCCGGCAGAUGGAGGCCUACCUUACGCUGUCAGGAGGAAGUUCUGGGGCACCUGGGUGCCAGGUGCCCCACCCUGGGGCUGACAGCACCUCUGGAGCCUUGGUCCUGCCUUUGAAGGCCCAGACAGGAUUCCAGGACCCAGCAGUGAUGUGGGGUGGGGGUGGGGCAGCUGGGUGAGGCACACAGAGGGAGGUUUCCUGAGGAAGAGAGCUCCCAGCUCUGGAAGUGUACCUGGAGGUGGACUAGGGUGCAUAGAGGGUCUGGGGUGGCCUUGAGAAGCUGGCUGGACAAGUGGCCCCAGGCCUUAGGCUGGAGCCAUAACUGCCUGGUCUCAAGGCGUGGGACUGCAGAAGGGUUCUGAGCCAGGGUGACAAUCCAGGCUGCAUUUUGAGGCGAUGGAGCUGGAGGGGCCUGGGGGUGGGAGAUAGGGAAAGGAGGGAGGGU
This is a messenger RNA of Marmota flaviventris (yellow-bellied marmot), 1713 nucleotides long. It is a transcript of the gene Tex22, whose product is annotated as testis expressed 22. The record is from RefSeq and is a predicted model, not a curated record. NCBI's taxonomy places the organism in Eukaryota, Metazoa, Chordata, Mammalia, Rodentia, Sciuridae.